Molecule: messenger RNA, 374 nt
Organism: Neurospora tetraspora
Lineage: Eukaryota; Fungi; Ascomycota; Sordariomycetes; Sordariales; Sordariaceae
Exons: 1
Source: RefSeq, a predicted model, not a curated record
AUUUCUUCCACAAGCAACAACUGUCACCACCAACUUUUGCAAGACUAUCCCACCAACACACGGGUCAACAAGAACAGCCGCGUCUUGCCCUUUGCGUCUGUCUACAUCCUCCCCUUCUACGCUGCAGCUGCAUCCGUCACGCUUCGACAGACGGGAAGACUCACCUCCACUGGUAAACAUGCCCCCUGCUCUGUCCUGCCCUGCCUGCCCCGCACUCAUCCUGACCAGCCCAUCCAAGCCCUGGCCAGUGACGCAGCCCUGAACUUUGACCAGUUGAACAGCCUGGAACAAACCGUCAGCCUAACAAGUUCUUCUUCUCCUCCAGACAACAAAGCUCGACCGCGCAUUCGCUCGUUGAUCGCGCCGAGAUUUCA